CUGGCGAGCGUCUCUCACUUUGCUUUUCGCUUCGACCAAGACACUUCUACUACCACCAUGGCUGCGCGCGCUUCCCAGUCUGUCAUCAAGACGUGGUUCUCCGACCCGGCCACGUACCCGAUCAUCGGCAUCAUCACGUUCGCCAUGUCCAUGUCGACCUUUGCCGGCGUCCGGUACCUCUCCAACAGCCCCGAUGUCACCUUCUCCAAGGAGAAGCGUGGCGCGAUCUUCCACCGCGACGAACAGGACGGCGCCGCCUUCCGCUCGCACCGCGUCACGGUUGCCACGUUGAAGCUCAACCCGAUCACGCGCGAAGAAGCGUACACCGAGUUCAAGCAACGCCAGGCGUAAUGUCGCUCGCAAAGCAAUAGUUUACAUGUAGUAGGACCCUUUAUAAAUCUGUAAGCGACCGUUCUUGGUUCAGCGCCC
Saprolegnia diclina VS20 is the source of this 429-nucleotide messenger RNA. RefSeq lists its product as hypothetical. The record is from RefSeq and is a predicted model, not a curated record. The coding region runs from base 58 to 351 and encodes 97 amino acids. Lineage: Eukaryota; Oomycota; Saprolegniomycetes; Saprolegniales; Saprolegniaceae. The transcript has a single exon.